AAACAAGCCAUCAGGCUCUCCAGAACAUGCCCAGAGUCCUCCGGGAAGUGGAGGUCUUGAAACAGGAGGCAACGUUCCUGAAGGAGCAGAUGAUCCUCGUUAAAGAGGAUAUAAAGAAGUUUGAAGAAGACACAGCUCAGUCCAUGCAGGUCCUGGUAGAGAUUGACCGAGUGAAGUCCAGGAUGCAACUGGCUGCCGAGUCACUUCAGGAAGCAGACAAAUGGAGCACACUAAGUGCAGAUAUUGAGGAGACUCUUAAAACACAGGACGUGUCCCUGAUCGCAGCCAAGCUGACCAGCAUGCAGAGCAGCCUGGCCAUGCUGGUGGACACGCCGGAUUACUCAGAGAAGUGUGUGCACCUGGAGGCGCUGAAGAACCGCCUGGAGGCCAUGGCCAGCCCCCAGAUUGUUGCUGCUUUCAACUCCCAGUCUGUAGAUCAGGCAAAAAUGUUUGUUAAAGUCUUCACUGAAAUCGAUCGGAUGCCCCAGCUCCUGGCUUACUAUUACAAGUGUCACAAGGUGCAGCUGGUGGCCGUGUGGCAGGAGCUUUGCCAGAGUGACCUGAGCUUGGAUCGCCAGCUGACCGAGCUGUACGACACCCUCCUGGGCACCUGGCACAGCCAGCUCCAGUGGGCAGCACAGGUUUUCAGGAACCCGCAUGAAGUCGUGACCGUGCUGCUGAUUCAGACCCUGGGAGCCCUGGUGCCUUCCAUCCCCGUGUGUCUCAGCACUGCCAUGGAGAGGACGGGCCAGGACACCAAGCUGGCCCAGCUGCUGGAGCUGCACGAUGCCACCGUCCACUUUGCCAAGGGGCUGGAGGUAGCCAUGCUGCCAAACCUCAAGGAGCAGAACCUGGUGAAAGUGAUGGAGCUCGUGGAAGUGGUGUAUGCUCCCUACAAGCCCUAUCAGCUCGAGUAUGGAGACCUGGAAGAAGAGAAUCUCCUCAUCCAGAUCAGUGCAGUGCCCUUGGAGCACUGGGAGGUGAUUGAUUGUGUGCAGGAGCUGAGCCACUCGGUCAGCAAGCUGUUCACGCUGGCGGCCGGGGCCAUCGACAGCUGCGUCAAGCUCACGGAUGGCCUGGGCGUGUGUGGGCUGCUCAAGGCCCUCAAGGCCCUCUUCUCCAAGUACACAUCUGACUUCACAAACACGCUGCAGUCCAUACGGAAGAAAUGUAAACUGGAUGAUGUCCUGGCAGAUUCCCCGUUCCAGGAGGACUGGACUGCCUUCCAAAACUCUGUCCGGAUAAUUUCCAUUUGUGGUGAACUCCUUCAUCAGUGUGGAGACUUUGAGCAGCAGCUGGCCAACAGGAUUUUGUCAACUGCCGGGAAGUAUCUCUCAGACUCCUACAGCCCUUGCAGUUUUUCUGGCUUGCAGGACACCAGUUCUGCAGAAAGGAAGAGCUCCAUAAAAAAUCCCUGGCAGGAAUACAAUUAUCUCUCGAAGGAGAAUCCAUCUGAGUAUGCCAGCCUUAUGGAAACACUUUACACCCUGAAGGGCUGGAGUUCUGGUGGCCUUGGUGAGACCCUGACAGAUGACCUGCCAAACUUCAGCCUGACCCCUCUGGAAUACAUCAGCAAUAUUGGGCAAUACAUUAUGUCUCUUCCUCUGCACCUUGAGCCAUUUGUCACUCAAGAGGAUUCUGCUUUGGAACUGGCACUACAUGCUGGAAAGCUGCCAUACCCCCCAGAGCAAGGGGAGGAGCUGCCCGAGCUGGACAACAUGGCUGACUACUGGCUGGGCUCCAUCGCCAGGGCCACCAUGCAGACCUACUGCGAGGCCAUCCUGCAGAUCCCACAGCUCUCACCUCACUCCACCAAGCAGCUGGCCACGGACAUUGAUUAUCUCAUAAACGUGAUGGAUGCCCUGGGCCUGCAGCCCUCACGGGCGCUGCAGAACAUUGUGACCCUGCUGAAGGCCAAGCCAGAGGAGUUUCGCCAGGCUGCCAAGAGCCUGCCCCGCCGGAUGGCCGCUGGCAUCGCAGCCAUGAGGGGCCUGCAUUGCCAGCUGUGCCCUCCCUGCCUCUGGCCCCUGCUCAAGGACUCAUCUCCUCACAUUGGUUUUCAUUUCUGCAAGGACAGUGAAAAGAUCUCUGGGGACUAGGGGAAUUUAUUUCAGACUAACUUUUAAUAAAGGUCUUUGUCUAGGAAAAGCUUG
This is a messenger RNA of Zonotrichia albicollis (white-throated sparrow), 2153 nucleotides long. The record is from RefSeq and is a predicted model, not a curated record. Lineage: Eukaryota; Metazoa; Chordata; Aves; Passeriformes; Passerellidae.